UUCAGCUGCGCGCGCUGCUCGCGCUGCGCUUCACACACAACUUUAGAGACACAGAGAGCAGAGAGCCACGCAGAGCAUCGCUGUGUGAGCAUGUCCCAGGUAGAAUUAUCGUUAUUAUAAGAUGAUCCUGCUGCUCGCUCUGCUUUCUGUUCUCUCUGGAGAACUGGGUCUGUGCCGGAAGGAGGAUGAAGGCUUCAACUUUGAUGGAGACAUCCGCCAAUUCCACGUGACCCCCAACAUGCUUUACAUCGCCACAGAGGAGAGGCUGUACCAGCUGAGCCACGACUUGACUUUGAUCAACAGUCUGACCCAGAGGGGAAUAAUAAAGACCGGAAACCAGCAGGAUGAUGUGCAGUUUCACCGGGUUUCUGACACAGCUGAGUGGAACGCAACUUUCAGCAUCAACGUGUUGUUGCCUUUCACAAAGAAUGACUCGCUGAUCAGCUGCGGUGUGACUGACGAUGACUGCGGCCACUGCGAGAUUCUGGACCUGAAGAACACCUCCAAGCUUCUGCACAGAGAACACAUCCAGGUGGGACCUCUGAAGCGCAGCAGCAGGUCAGUCAGCUUUCUGGUGGAUGUGAAGAAGAAAACUCAGGCUGACACUUACAUUCUGACCGCGAUCCAACAAAACACAGAAAAGCCCGAAAACAAUAAGUGUGGUAUUAAUCAGAAGACUAUCAUACUUCAUAAUACAGAUAACAAACAAGGUGGAGGUAUAUUUUCUCUAACUGAUGGAGCUUCAGGCACACCUGGGAUCAAAAGUAAAGGUGAUGUGGAGUUUGUUGACGGGUUUCAGAUCAAUUCAACCAUCUAUCUGUUCUCCAACGCGCUCUCAGCUCAAACAAACAGAGUCCGUCUCAUUUGGCUUGAAGGCGAAAAGAGCAAAACUGAUACGCUCAAGUCUCUGCGGGGCGCGACUCUCAGUGUCUCUGACAGUCAAAGCAGCAGACUCGUGGCCUCCUCGGUCAUCCCGGGGGAGCUUUGGAGCGGCGUGUUCAGUGUGGAUGGAGGAGACACCAACACCCAGCUAAUGGUGUUUGACAUCAGCCCUGAUUACAGCAGUGAUGCCGACAGAGAUCCAGACUUCUACACCUCUGUGCCAUCAGAAGUGACGCCAAAGAUCCUCAAACCGAAGGCAGUGAUUUUCAGGCAGAGCUACAUGACCUCAGUGCUGGCAGUGAGGCAGAGAGGCUGGAUGGUUUUCUAUAUUGGGACAGGAGACGGACAGCUCAUUAAGCUGUCUGUGGACAAGAACUAUCACGCUGCCUGUCCCACGGUGCUCUACAGGACCAGUGAUGACCGCAAAGUGUUUCCCAAAUUACAUCUGGAUCCAGUGGGUCGUAAACAUCUGUAUGUGCCAUUUACAAACCAGGUGAAGCGAGUUCCUGUGUCAAAGUGCAGCACGUACACAAAUGUGCAGGAGUGUUGGUCUGCACAGGAUCCAUACUGUGGUUGGUGUGGCUCUAAAAGCAGCUGCACAUUUGAAGAUGACUGCACAGAUUCAGACUGGCUGUCCAUUCCUGAUGAGUCCCAGCACAAAAUGAUUUCCCACAAAGUUGAAAAGGACACAAACGGACAGAUUUUACUAAAAAUCCACACACACCUGACUGUGGGCCAGGAAGGGCCGUCUAACUUUGCCUGUCAGUUCGUUGGAAGGUCCGGCUCGAUUUGUGCUUCGAAUAACCCUCCUCCACAUUUCCCACAAUGCACCUGCAUCCUGUCUGAUCGUACGCUUCCUACUGAUGGUCUGCAUGUCACAAUAAAAUUCAGACUUGGGACAUCACAGCUGUCAGAACAACUGAGGUUAAACGACUGCUCUAACAUGAGUGGACCACCAAGUUUCAUGUUGUGUCGGCAGUGUAUCAAAGCUGGUUGUGGAUGGAACAAAAACAGCUGUUCCUGGGCUAACCAAGGAGAGACUGGUGUACUAGUGACUGAUUUUAUGGAUUUAUCAGACAGAGUUUGCCAAGAGUUGGAGUCUGGGAAGAACUUCUCCAUCCCAGAGAUCUCCUCCAUCACUCCCAGUGUGGUGUCUUUCUAUGGGACAAACCAUGCAGUGUUAUUAGGUCGUAACCUUGGUGAUGUGAAACGAGUGAGGAUCCAGACACACGCUGACUGUACUCCAAAAGAGUCUCCUGUUUGGGGCAACACUGGUAUCAGUCUGACGUUCCACAUUCCCACCACAGAACUUAAAGGUGUGGCCAGCGUCUGCGUUCUCCUCCCAGAUGGUAGUUGCCAUGGUGAGGCUAACAUCACUUACCGCUCAUCGCCAUCCUGUGGCAACGUUACUCCAAGCAGCAGCUGGAUGAGUGGGAAGAGGAAGCUCACACUCAUGGGGUCUCACCUGGACCUUGUUGAAGGGGUCGUACACAGCCACGCCAAGCACGACGUCAAGCUUCCCAUCGACAGCAGCUAUCAGAGUCUCAGCUAUGACACACCUGAAGCUGAAAGCACUUUGAUGAUUUCUAGCAGCACUGUGUUUCUAAAAGCAGCCAAUGAAACUUUAGCCUGCUCUUUAAACAUCACCUACCAUCCAGAGCCUGAGUUUACCAGCUUCACAGCCAUAAGGACAGGAAACAAUGUCCGCAUCACCUUAAAGAAAAAGUCAGACAAACUGGAGAUGUCAAAAGACGAGUUAUCAGUGUGGGGCGUUCAAGACACACAGGAAUACGGCUGUAUCCUGGUGGCCAAAGAAACCAGUAAAGAGACUGACUCCUUCAGCUGUGAGAUUAAAGGGCUACCCAACACACGAUUCCAAAAGUUAAAGAUAAAGUAUGGUGACAAGACAAUAAGCCUCAGUGAUUCUUCAUCACACCAUGUCUCUUCAAUACUGCUUUCCCUGCUGAUAAUUGGACAUAUUGCCAGUAAGUUGUGUUGACAUAUUGGCUUUUUCUAUAAACCCUGAACAAAUUUCAAUUUCAAUUAUGUAGUACAAUUUCUGGAGACCUUUUCUACUCCAUCUUGACAGCGUUCUAGUUUUUCUGCUCAGGUUAAAUUGGUUACUGUUUGGCUUUUUGUAUUGGUGGCUAUCUGUCUAUGGUGGAGGAGACGCCCAGGGAGAUGAAUGGAUUUUGACCAAUGAUGCCCCUCUCUCUGUUCAAGUGUUUUCAUGUUAUGUCUGUUUGAUUAAUAAAUCACUUUGAUGAAUAAAUCUUCCUUGUUUAAAAAUGUG
Molecule: messenger RNA, 3175 nt
Organism: Maylandia zebra (zebra mbuna)
Lineage: Eukaryota; Metazoa; Chordata; Actinopteri; Cichliformes; Cichlidae
Product: plexin-C1
Biological process (GO): regulation of cell migration; regulation of cell shape; negative regulation of cell adhesion
Cellular component (GO): plasma membrane; semaphorin receptor complex
Molecular function (GO): semaphorin receptor activity; protein binding
Source: RefSeq, a predicted model, not a curated record